This is a messenger RNA of Cololabis saira (Pacific saury), 6011 nucleotides long. It is a transcript of the gene vps9d1, whose product is annotated as VPS9 domain containing 1. The record is from RefSeq and is a predicted model, not a curated record. Gene Ontology annotation, biological process: vesicle-mediated transport. Bases 29 to 2113 code for a protein of 694 amino acids. The transcript has 17 exons. Lineage: Eukaryota; Metazoa; Chordata; Actinopteri; Beloniformes; Belonidae. Gene Ontology annotation, cellular component: cytosol; endocytic vesicle. Gene Ontology annotation, molecular function: small GTPase binding; guanyl-nucleotide exchange factor activity.
GAGAGCAGAAGAAGAGGCGAGGAGCACCAUGGCUGCUGUUGACAGUGGGCUGAAGCCCCUCCAAAACGCCAUGAAAAUGGCCAAAGUAGCAAUACAGCUAGACGGAGGGAACAAACACAAGGAUGCUUACUGUCAAUACCUGCGUACCAUCAGCUACAUAUCUCAGGCACUUUUGGAAGAAGCUGGGCCCGCAAACGAGAAGGAGAUGGUGGCAGUUGAAACGGAGCGAAUGUUGAGGCUAGCCGAGCAGUGUCUGGAGCGGGUCAAAUCAUUUAUAGGAAAGCACUUUGACCCUCCCGACCUUCCCGCCUCUGAUUCUUCUUCUGCUUCACCUGGCCUAUCAGAGCCCAAUCAGACUCCUGUCCUCCCUACUGUCACUACUGCAAACACUGUCACUACAGCUGAUACUCCUAUUGAUGCACAGACUAAAGCAGCCAGUCCAACAAAGACCGGUCACCGCAGGGUGUUGUCAGAUGGUGCCGGGGAGCUCUCCCCUUUUCUGCCUCCCGAAGUCUUUCAGAGAUUACAAACAGUGACUUCACAGGACACAAGCAAAAAGGAGCUGACACCUAUUGAAGAAGCAUCACGUUUGAACCAGAAAUUGAAAGCCAAUUAUGAAGCCCGUCUGGCAAGACUCGCUCCUGGUCAGGCCUACCAGAAGACGUCUUUAACUCUCUCUCUCCAGCGGCAGAUGAUGGAGAACCUCAUCAUAGCCAAAGCUAGGCAGGAUGCUCUUCAACGAAAGAUGGAGGAGAGAAGACUAAGACUACAGGAGGAAGCCAACAGGAGGUUUGCAGCAUCUGGUGCAAUGACUGCUGAGGAGCAAGAGCAGCGUCUUCUGUAUACAAAUGUUUUGGAAUAUGAGCAAGACCAUGAUUGGCCCAGACUGUGGAAAGCCAACAUGAAGAAGAAUCCUGAUGUAACAGUUGUGUCAGAUUUGGUCUCUUAUCUGCUAAGCCGGUCAGACCACCCAGUCGUGAAGCUGCUGAGGAAACACCAGUUCAGAAUUUACAACAAGCUUUACCCCAUCGUAAAUAAAAGCCUCGUUCAGAGUCCCGCCUUGCCCCUGAGACCGUCUCGCAGUGUUCACAAUCUGCUUCAUCCAGAGAGCCACAGGAAGCCGAUCAGGACGGCGGGUAGUAGUUUUGGUGGCCAGAGCUUCAGCACCGACUCCUCGUUUUCUCCCUCACGGUCUCACGACUUUAACAUCAAUUAUGAUGAUGAUGAGGAUGCAGACGAAGAGGAGCAUCAAACAGACGCAAUAGUGGACCGUGAAAACUCCUUCGAAGAUCUGGAAGAGUUCCUCACCCACUUGGACUGCGCUCCGCCCCUCAGCAGCACAGAUGACGCUAUCUUGGAUUCUGAUCUGGCCUGUGAUCAGGUGAUGCAGUCUGAACAAGACAUUCAAGAGCUGGAAAUAAGAGCACUUAAAGAACACCUGAAGUCUAUUGUCAAAGACAUCCAUAUAGCAAUUGAUCAGCUUCUCUCACUGUGCCUGCUCUCCUUCGAGUGUCUGAAUACAGCCACCUUCAAGGAUUUGUGUCUCGCCAGUAUUGAAGAAACUUUCUUCACCCCCUUGUGGACUGCUUUGGUGGCUCUUUUCAGGGGGGUCCACAGAGAGCGAGAGCAGGCCUUGGAGAAAGGUUUGAGGUUGUACUGCAAUGCCUCUCCAGAAGAUGUCGGUGUUCCCUUGAAACUGUUUCCACAAGAUCCUGGCGUGCUGCAAGGUUCCUACCCCUAUGAGUCUGCAGUUCAGGAGCUUAAACUUCUUGUCCAAGACUGCUGUCCACAGAGGAAGCUGGAAUGUAUAGUUAGGACAUUGCGCCUCAUCUGUGCUUGUGCUGAGAAUUACAAGUGUCUGCAAGAAGGAGACUCUACACCCAAAACGGCAGCUAUUGGUGCAGAUGAUCUGUUGCCCAUCCUGUCCUUUGUGGCUAUAAAGUGCCAGUGUCCCCAGCUAGUGUCCGAAUGUGCUGCUUUGGAGGAGUUCAUUCAUGAGGGUUAUUUGAUAGGUGAAGAGGGCUAUUGUUUGACCUCGCUGCGGAGUGCCUUGGCUUACGUUGAGUCCUUGUACAUAGGAGGAGGUCACCUUCUUCUGGACAAGAACAUCUGAAAAAGGCUGCUGCUGCUCCCUGACAGAUCCUCGUUGGUUCUCUGCUGCACUACAGAGACCACAGCUGACCCCGCAGUUUCCUGCAAGUUCAUACGUUUUCUGCGCACAAAAACACACACUUUAUGUCUUAACUGAAGUAUUUCCUUCGCUCCGUUUCUGAGACUUAACCACUGCCUGUAAGUCAUUUCUAACAAAGUUAGAUAUGGCAAGGAAACAACCUCGAUUUUGAAUUUUUAUUGUGUAUUGGAUUGUGGUGAGACUGGGGUUGUUUAGCAGCUUUCAUACUCUAUACUGCUACAGCAGUCAGAUGUGGCAGGCCCAUACGUUUCCAUAAUCAGAGAUGCCUCAUUCAUUGUUUUAUUCAGGCUGAAAUGUGCUAUCUGUUCAAAGGAUUUGACUUUUUUCUUUUUUUUUUUUCUUCUUCCUUUUUAACAAUUAGUGGCACUUUUCUUAUCGACCAAGUGUAGCACCACUCAGUCCUCCCGGACCGGUUGUCCAUACAUUCUUAAUUCUCCAAUUUGUAAAACAUCAUCACUUGUCCCUCUUCUUUAAUGGCUAAUUGAACACUUCUUUCAGCAUAACUUUUUGGAGCAGCUAUUGCAACAUGUUUUACAAACUAGGAGUGAAAGGCUAUGAAUUGGGCCCUCUGGGAAGGUGGUGUCUUUUAUGAUUAAUGUUUAGGCAUCAUUGAGAAAGUAUUUACAGUGGUUCAGAUAAAAAGAAAAAAGAAACAAAAAAAACUCCCUGCAGUUCCUGGUAAUUUAUAAUUCAGGGUGGCAUUUUAAAGUAUGGGAUGUGGCCGGUAAGAGGCAAAAUCUUAAGAGCUUACCGGUCAAGCUACUCACACACUUUUUUUUUUCCUUGUUAAGUUGGCAAGCAAACACAGAUGUGGUACUUGUGUCUGUAAGACUAGCCCUUAUUUAAAUUAGAUCUUGGAUUGUUAAAAUUCAUCAGUGAGGAGAAAAAAAAAAAAAAAAUCCCACUUUGAAAUGCAAGCAUCUGGACAUAAAUCAGUUUGAUCUUUACGGUGAGAAAUUGAAAAAUAUGCACUCACAUGAAGCACUGUGUCCUGGAUUAAAGUUGCCGACCAGGGCAGUUAUUGAAAAUCACCCCUCCCUUAGUUAAAGGAAACCCUUUCUGAAUGGGACCUUGUAGAGAAGAAAUAUGUGAUUUUAAAAAUAUCUUACUAAUAUUGGAAUGUAUCUUUUAAAGAGGCCCGUCGUUUUUCUUCCUGUUUUACAGAAACGAGUAGCAUCUCAAGGGGCUGUGAUAAAAAGCACUACUGAAGUUGUUUAGAAAAUCAGGCUGUGUGCUCACACUUCUAGUUGUGUAUCGGAGAGUGGAGUUCAGUGUUUUAGGAAGUCCUGUGAAAUACAAAGAAUGCCUGAUUAAAGUGUGUGUGUGUGUGUGUGGGUGUGGGUGUGGGUGGGUGUGGGUGGGUGUGUGUGUGUGUGUGUGUGUGUACGUACGAACAGUGGCGACAUUCAUGUACAGAAGAUGAAAAGUACAAAUUUAUGCACUUUAGAUGUUCAGGCAGUCGGUGAAGCUGCACUGCAAUGAUGGCGAGUUCAGACAGGAAGGCUAGUUGUUGCGAUGCAACAAGGACUCUGACAAACUGGACGUAUGACUUCUGAGCACUGCCAAGUGUCUGCAGCUUCCCAAUGCCACUGCGUUUUAUAAGGCCAUGAUAGAUAUAAGUGGUUCUGACUGGAGAAAUGCUGUCACACCGUGUUUGUCUACUCCACUUUUUCAGCCUGUCCGUCUGCUUAUAAAAUAGAUUGUAAGCCAAAGGGACUGCAGGUGCCUGUGACUCUUAUUUAGAUUUUUUUUUUAAUUAUGCAACACCUAAUUUAUUUGUUCUCAUCUAUAUGCACAAAUUUCUUUUUUUUUUUCAUUAAUGUUUUAGUUGAGAUUAUUCAUUCCCGCUGACAUCUGCUGUCAGCUGUUCUGCAAAAUGUGAACUUUCAUGUUUGAAAAAAAAUAUUCCUGUUUAAAUAAUAGCAUCUGGCCUUUUUUUUCUUAUGCCUUUUUGUGGCAAUUAAUAUGCUUUUAUGAUACACACAGACACUGAAGUAGAUGUUUUUUUUAAAUCACUGUAUUAUUAAUAUUUUUAUUUGACCAAUCUCGCCACAAUCAAAUCUCACCCUCUGAAAUGUUAUAGAAACAUGUUUUAGUCAGUUUGUGUCAGAGUUGUUAGCUGCCGAAAUGCAGCUGAAACUUGAAAACUUAGCAGUUUGCAUUUGCUGCAGCUUGCACAAAGGUAACACAGAAUGAAUAGCUUAGUAUCCAACAGAUUUCAAGGUUUUGAACACAUCUAUAAAGUGAUUCAAUACGUUGACACCAAUAAAGGAGUCCAGUAUGUUUAACCUCAGUCUCAGAAAACAUCUGGGUUAAUAACCUGAGCAAAAAUGUGCAAAAGAAAGUCAUUGGUGUGUGCUGCGUAUAUAAACCCGAAAAAGACCUGCCUCCACUGGUAAUGCUGGUUUAAUGAAUUAUCAUUUUUAUGGUUUGUUUCCUUGCUUGAAUUUAUUUUUGUGCAUGUAUAUUUUAGAUAUUUAAUGUAUCCAAAAGAUGUGGAAAAAUAUAUCUCUUAAGAGCUUUUUGGAAUUGUGGCCGCUACCUGCAUAUUGUGAAUGAACUUCAAAAACAGAUGAAUAUCUUUGUAAUUCAUAUCAAGAGAAAUGGAGGGAUACUGUGAUGAUAUGCAAAGUAAUUUAAGCCAUUUUGUUCAUGAACAUGAUGUAUCAUAUGUUUUGCAUUGCUUUUGAAAACUGUUAUUUUACUAUUGAACUUUACAGUGAAUGUUUAAAAAUUAUAUGUGUAUGAAAUGAGAGAUAAUAAAGAGAAAAAGGUAUUUAAAUCACUAAAAAUGUCCCUCUGUGACUGAUGCCCACCUGACUUGUCAGAGGUCACUUUAACUUUUGUCAGAGUUGUUAUUGCCAGUUAAAAAAAAGAUUUUUAAUAUAUAUUAUACUUUGUAUGUUGUAGGUAAAUGAGAAUUAUUUCAAAACUAACAUUUAAAAGAUGUUUAAUCUAAUCGGUACUUGGUGUGAGCACCCUUUACCUUUUAAAACGACAUUAUUUCUUCUAGGUGUACCUGCACAGUUUUAGUCGUGUCUUUGAUUAUCGGCCAAGGAUACAGAGCAGCAGGCGAAAGAUGUUAUGCUUGCAUGCCUUUGAAAUCCAAAGAUGUCCAUUAGUGCCAGCUUGCAGAAACCAGAGCAACCCAGGUACACUAGUCUGAAAAAGACUAAAAAGUGGUCUUUAAGGAAGAAAAGGCAUGUGAUUUAACUGUGCUUUCUUCAUUCAAAAAAAUGUCUUUAAAGUUGUGGUACGGCCCACACAGAGCCAUGCUUUCAUUGUCGUCACAGCUGUCUGGGUUGACGUUGCAUGAAGAGGAGAAGAUCCGAAGCCACUUACAUCCACAGAAGUGGUUCUCUGAGAUGUUUGGUACGACUUGCCUGCAGCUGAUGCCUAAAUUAAUCUUUUGCAAACAGGUUAAUUACUACUACUUGUUAAUAAAUGCAAUUUACUGUGUAUACUGUGAAAAUAUAAACCUUGACUUUUGAAAUAAAGACAAUCAAAUUGUCGACUGGAAAAAUGUAAAAUUUGGAAACAGUCAUUCAUUUCUAACAAGAACUGACUUGUCAUGGUUUUAUUUUUAGUUAAAUUAUUUUGCUGAAUGUGACUCAAUAACAGCAGAAGCCUGUGAAUUUGGAGAGACCCAACAUGAACAUCCAGAGAGUCGUCUUCAGCAGCCUGUGUCCCCCUCAUUUUCUCACUUCACUGACUGAAUAUUCUUUUACUGCCUUGGUGUGACUGUUCCUGUUCAGUUACAGGGUUGACUUGUCCUUCAGGCCAGUGGGGUCGGCAUGUUCAAACUACUGGUGUACAAAGC